Ostrea edulis (European flat oyster) is the source of this 2339-nucleotide messenger RNA. RefSeq lists its product as uncharacterized. Lineage: Eukaryota; Metazoa; Mollusca; Bivalvia; Ostreida; Ostreidae. Bases 13 to 717 code for a protein of 234 amino acids. The record is from RefSeq and is a predicted model, not a curated record. The transcript has 3 exons.
ACCAACGAAGGUAUGGUGUCUCUCCGGGUCCUGCUCUGUGUAGCGUUCCUUGAUUUGAUCUCCGAUUUCUGCCACGGAUUUGAUGUCUGUAAUAACCUGAUAGAUGUGGAACAUGACUUGGAUAAAAAUGGAAACGUGCUUGCCUGCCGCUAUGAAAUUCUAAAGUUUGACCCGUCUGGAGUGUUUCUCAGAGAGGCAGUGUCCACUCCGGUCAACAAGACCCUGUGUCACGAGCUCCGGAACGCGGACACUUGUAAUCCAGACGGGUCCCUGGUUACCUGCCACCAUGUUCCUAAAUGGGAGAGAUACCCAGAGGGGGAAUUCAAUCCUCCAGAAGGAUGCACGUUCUCUCAGAAUCUACAGUGCGAGAUGGAGACAAUUUGUUUAAGUGCGACAGAAAAGCCCGUCACUGUGAGAACAACAGGAAAUAUGAAGACAGGAAGGGACAAAACGACUCUAAAUGGUAGAACCGGAGUCCCGACAAACAGACCUGUCCUAGUAAGCAUGAGGACUGACAUUACAACUGUUGGUACAGAAGACUUCAUUACAGAGAAAAAAGAGAAAUCUCAACAUGUUGUGAUUGAUGUUAAGAGACUAACGACAGCGGAACCAUCAUCAGCUGGGAAUAACAAGGACGAAAGUAUUUUCCUGUUGAUUCUGUCACUUUUAUCGAGUUUAUUUCUGAUUAACAAACAAGUUCUCUCACAAUUGAUGUAACAUUUUAAAACAAAGUCCAAGGUUAGAGUAUAGCAUCGCAAUAACAAAAACUUGAAAAUGAUACAUGUUGUGCUCAAUUUGGAUUGUUAAUGUGACAUUUUAGAAGAAUUGACAAAUCAUUCUUGUUGAAUUUACACCAGAUAAAAAAAUCCUACAAAUCUCCUAAAAUAGUCUGAGAAGCUGCACUUACAUGCAGUCGUGUUUUAUUUGAUCUUUCUUGGAAAUUCAGUUUAAUCUAAAUAUCACAAUUAUUGUUGGGUUAGUGGGCAUAAACACGUUGUUUAAUUCUCUUAGUGACAUACUUCUAAGAAUAUAACUGUAUUGUAAGGUAACGAAAUUACCAUAGAGCGUUUAUAAUCAUCUAAAUGAUGUUACUCAGUCCAUAAAAUAAUGGAGGUAUUGAAAUGAAUGAAGGAAAUACAAAAGUCAAUUAUGGUACCUAAAAUGCUUCGAAUAAACAAUGGUAACGACAAAGAAAUGAUUACAAUGAACUUUUAUUCCAAGUCUUCAAUAAAAGACAUCUUUUUAUUGGUUCCCUUUAUCAGUUGACGUCACGUAGAUUGUCAGAUUAGGAGUGAAGUUCUCGACAAUAGGUACACGUGCUCACACUACACACGUAGAAUUUCUCUGUGUCAAUAUAUGUUGUUUAAUUGUAUAUUAUUAUAUAUUUCGUACUUUCACUUUCAGUUGGUUAGAGUAAGUUUAUAUUGCAUCAUUCAUUGUUUUGUAGUGUAGCUCACGACAUCUCCAUCAAGCUUAAAAUUCGACAUAUUUUUUCUAUGAGACUUAACUUUGAAUGUCAUAUGUUAUAUCAAACGACAACAAGGGGUCUAUUUAAAUAUUGUAACCAAAUACAGUUAAGUGUUGAUUUGCUAUAUUUCAUGAUUUUAGUUUCGUACAUUCCUUGAUUUGAGAAUAUUUUGCAUCAUUGAAAGAGGGAAAAAAGAGAGAUUUCCUUGAAAAAUCAGAUAUUCGAUGUGAAAUAUAGUUGCACUGCUCGCAACAAUGUAACACAAAUUCAUAUGUCUUGUGCUGUAAUCUUGGUACAAAAUAAAUUGAAAAACGAUUUUGGAAAAACAAUUUGGAAGGCAGAUAUUUUGUUCUAUAUGAUUUACAAAUCAAAGUUUAUAAGCGAGUUUAUCACUGAAAGUCAAUUACUGCGCUUAUCCGAGACAAUAUAAGUGAUAGCACUUGUUUCCGAAUCCUGUUAAUUUUGCAUCUGUUUGUAUGUUUCAUGUAAUGCUUCAUUUAAUGAAUAUAGUUUAAACCAAUCAUUUAUGUUUAUUGAUACGUCUAUACACGUUAAUCCAUGUUGAUUGUGUUCCACGAGGUAACAGAGAUGUAGCCGAUGAAGAUAAUUCUAUGUACAAGUGACUCUCGAUAACUCCAAGUUCAAGGGACCUUGAUAAAACUUCGAGAAAUCGAGAGUUCGAAAUUCGGAAAUUGAAGGCCCACCGGUAUGGUUCAGAUUUUACAGUAACCGAAAAUGUAUACCAACAAGAUCAUAAUUAUGAUAUCGUUUUGACGUGUUUUCCUUCAUAUUCGUCAAGUAGUUUAAUUUGAUAUCAAAAUAUUAAAAAAAAAACAAACUGAUUUUGCAUUAAUAAAAACAUUUCAAAGUU